Glossina fuscipes is the source of this 1511-nucleotide messenger RNA. RefSeq names its product elongation of very long chain fatty acids protein AAEL008004. Gene Ontology annotation, cellular component: endoplasmic reticulum membrane. NCBI's taxonomy places the organism in Eukaryota, Metazoa, Arthropoda, Insecta, Diptera, Glossinidae. The record is from RefSeq and is a predicted model, not a curated record. The transcript is spliced from 9 exons. The coding region runs from base 324 to 1388 and encodes 354 amino acids. Gene Ontology annotation, molecular function: fatty acid elongase activity. Gene Ontology annotation, biological process: fatty acid elongation, polyunsaturated fatty acid; sphingolipid biosynthetic process; fatty acid elongation, saturated fatty acid.
AAUCUUCGUACAAAUUUUUGUUGCCGCUGGUGCUUGGUCUUGAUAAAAAAACAUUUAUUGGGUUGUAUAGCAAAAAAACCCGACAGUGUAAAGUUUAUUUGUGCUGAAAAAAUAAAAAAAAAAUUUUUUUUUUUUUUUUUUGUAUAGCAAAAAAGACUCACCAAAAAAUAAGAAAUAGAAGAAGCAUACAUACAUACGCAUAAAGUAUGUGUAUUAAGUGUUUAUAACGACAAAGGAUUUGAUAUAAGAUAACUUAGUCUGGCCCACCUUUUAAGAAAAAAAAAAAAAAAAAAAAAUCAUCUCUAUUAAUAAAUUAAUCCACAAUGGCCUUAAUCAUGCAAUAUAUAAGUAAUUUGAACAGAUAUAUGGACACACAUGGCGAUCCACGUACGAAGGAUUGGCCGAUGAUGUCAUCACCUUUUCCCACAUUAAUUGUAUGCGUCUUUUACGCUUACUUCGUUAAGGUAAUCGGUCCACGAUUAAUGGAAAAUCGGAAGCCAUUCCGUUUACAGAAUACAUUAGUUAUUUACAAUGCCAUACAAGUGGUUUUAAGCCUUUGGAUUUUCUACGAGAUUGCAAUGUCCGGUUGGCUGACGGGACACUAUAGCUUCCGAUGUCAGCCAGUUGAAUAUAAUAAUAAUCCUAGAACAAUAAGGAUGGUUCACGCCUGUUGGUGGUAUUAUUUUUCUAAAUUCACUGAAUUUAUAGAUACGAUUUUUUUUAUUUUACGUAAGAAACAAAGUCAAGUCACUAUGUUACAUGUAAUACAUCAUGGUUGUAUGCCAUUGUCAGUAUGGUUCGGCGUUAAAUUCACUCCUGGUGGUCAUAGCACAUUCUUUGGCUUUUUGAAUACAUUUGUGCACAUAAUCAUGUACACCUAUUAUAUGUUAUCGGCUAUGGGUCCUCAAUAUCAUAAAUACUUGUGGUGGAAAAAGUAUUUAACAACUUUGCAAAUGGUUCAAUUUAUAUUGAUAAUGGUUCAUGCUUUUCAAUUACUAUUUAUUGAAUGCAAUUAUCCAAGACCUUUUGUUUGGUGGAUCGGUAUGCACGCAGUUAUGUUUUUCUUUUUAUUCAAUGAAUUCUAUAAGCAAGCUUAUAAAGGUCGUCAAACGAAAUACGAGAACUUAUUAAUGUUCAUUUUGCAGCGUCACGAGAAGAAUGAUAAAGUGAAAGUGAACGGUAAUUUAUCGAGUGCUAACGGUUAUGUUGGGCCAAAAUGGCAAACCGUCGAUAGAACAGAAACUAAUUUAACGAACGGUCACGCUGGCAAUUUUAAAUUAAAUGGCCUAAGCAAUGGAGUAACGCUCGGCAGCGCACUUAAAAAUGGAAAAGAUAUUGCAAAUGGUCAUGGAGAUAUAAUGCAGCGGAAAGUGCAACAGCAAAUAUAAUAUGAACUAAAAUCGAACCUCAUAAUUUAUAGCAAAAGUAUAAAGUUAAACUGAGAUUUGUUAAAUUGAAAUUGGUUUUAGUGAAGUUUUUUUUUUUUUUUUUUUUUUUUUUUUUGUUAUAUA